Molecule: messenger RNA, 914 nt
Organism: Arvicola amphibius (Eurasian water vole)
Lineage: Eukaryota; Metazoa; Chordata; Mammalia; Rodentia; Cricetidae
Gene: Ppp1r42
Product: protein phosphatase 1 regulatory subunit 42
Exons: 6
Coding region: 151-708 (185 amino acids)
Molecular function (GO): protein binding
Source: RefSeq, a predicted model, not a curated record
CUGGCACAAGGACACUGACCAAACCAGUUACAGACCGGACUGGACCCUGGACUCGGGAGCGAAAGUUGGACAUAAUAAACCUGCUAAACCUGCUUCUGGACAUGGUACUAAAACGGAGUUCUUGCUGAGAGUUUCAGUUACACAGAAACCAUGGUUCGACUGACUCUGGAUUUAAUUGCCAAAAACAGCAAUCUUAAACCCCGAAAAGAAGAAACCAUCACACAAUGUCUGAAGAAAAUAACGCACAUAAAUUUUUCAGACAGAAAUAUAGAUUCAGUUGACGACCUCUCUCCCUGCAAAAACCUGAGCGUUUUAUAUUUAUAUGAUAACCGCAUUAGCGCCGUCACCAACCUGAACUAUUGCACGAAUCUGACCCACUUGUACCUGCAGAACAAUUGCAUUUCCUACAUCGAGAACCUCAGGUCCCUGAAGAGACUGGAGAAGCUGUACCUGGGAGGCAAUUACAUUGCAGUUGUAGAAGGUUUGGAAGGACUGGAAGAACUGAGAGAGCUGCAUGUUGAAAGCCAGAGGCUUCCCCUGGGAGAAAAGCUUCUGUUUGACCCCAGGACUCUCCGUUCUCUGGCAAAAUCCCUCUCUGUUUUGAAUAUCAGCAACAAUAAUAUCGAUGACAUAAAAGACUUAGAGAUGCUGGAGAAUCUGAACCACCUGAUCGCCGUUGACAACCAGCUGAUGCACGUGAAGGCUUAGUCAAGAUGGCUUUGGAGCCCAGCACCUGAAUAUUAGCUUCUUUCCUUGUGUAUCUUCUGCACCCAAGGUCUCUGAUAUGGCUUCAAGUUUACCACUCCUUUUGCCCUAACCUCCUGGUAAAUGCUGUGCCUUGGGGAAGACGUCUCUCAUGCCGUGCGUAAGGUCACCGACUUCCACGCAAAGGGUUGUCAGCAGCAGACAGCUCU